Cherax quadricarinatus is the source of this 1416-nucleotide messenger RNA. Lineage: Eukaryota; Metazoa; Arthropoda; Malacostraca; Decapoda; Parastacidae. The record is from RefSeq and is a predicted model, not a curated record.
CAGUAAAUCAGUGUUCGUCGUGCAGUGCUGCAACUUUUUUUCGCUCAUUAAUAUCACUCACUUAAAGGCAAGUCAAGAGGCAGGGCCAGGAGCUGAGAAUCAAAUUGUAACCUCAUAAAGGUAAGUGUGUAUAGGUAUGGAGCUGAGGAACAUAUUAGGUAGAAGUGUUUACCUUGGUCCCGGCAGUUCCAAGAUGGACGUUAUCAAUGAAGUCGUCAAAAAGCCCGGUCAAGAUAAAGCCUUCUAUGUGUUGGAUAUUAGAGAGGUGGUGGAGACGGUGAAGCUGUGGCGACAACUGCUGCCUAGAGUUGAUAUCUUCUACGCAGUGAAAUGCAACAAUGAACCAGUGGUGUUAGGGUUGUUGACGGCUCUGGGGACUGGCUUCGAUUGCGCCUCCCAGUCAGAGAUGGAGCAGGUGUUGGAGCUUGGAGCGCAGUCAUCUAGGAUCAUCUGUGCUAACCCCUACAAGCUUCCCUCACACCUUCGUCUCGCUCAAGCUCGUCACGUCUCCCUGAUGACCUUCGACAGCGAAACGGAACUACAUAAGAUCAAGGCUAACUAUCCAGAGGCACAGUUGGUGCUUCGCAUACGCUACGACGCCGCCAUCUCCCAAAUAUCUUUCGGCGAGAAGUUUGGGGUGUUGCCUGAGAAAGCCCGGACGCUGCUGGUUGCUGCCCGUGCCUUGACUCUCAGCGUAGUGGGUGUUGCAUUCCACGUGGGCUCUGAGUGUAAUGAUCCACCUGUGUUCUACCACGCUAUUGCUGCAGCACGGAAGGUGUUUGACGAAGCUGAGGAGGAAGGUUUUAAACCUUACCUGUUGGACAUAGGUGGAGGUUUUCCUGGUGAUGAUGAGAGGUUGAUGAAGGAACUGUCACAUUAUAUAAACAUCGCACUUGACCACUUCUUCCCUGAUGACGGACGAGUCAAGAUCAUUGGAGAGCCGGGUCGUUAUAUCGUGGCCUCCUCGUCCACUCUUGUCACGGGUAUCAUUGGCAAGAGACGGAAGGAUGAGCAGGAACACUCCACCUCCUCGGAGAUGAAUCAUGUGGAAGAGUGGCACAACUCCUCCUCCUUAAAGAAAGAAAAUAAGGUGAAGAAUCAUGAGCAAGCCAUCCCUAACAUGUACUACAUCAACGAUGGCGUCUUCACAUCUUUUUCUUCAGUCCUGAGAAAUGUAGAGCCCAUAACACCAACGCCUCUAGUUGAGAGGCCAGGACAACCUCUAGUAAUGAGCACAUUAUGGGGUUGGUCAUGCACUAGUACUGACUGUGUGAUGAAGGACGUCCUCCUACCUGACCUCAGUCUGGGUGACUGGCUGGUGUGGUCCAGGCGGGGCGCCUACAGUCUCUGUUACUUCUCGUCUUUCAAUGGACUUCCACUCCCUGAAGUGUAUAUUCUCGCAACUCCUGACACUGU